AAAUGUGCAGGACUUCCUCUUGCUGUUGUUGUGCUUGGAGGCUUGUUGAGUAGAAAAGCUACGUUGGAAGAAUGGAAGAAGGUGAUGAGAGACGUGAAUUCAAACUUGAACAAAAUGCAAUCAAGACAACAAUAUGAAGGGGUGAAUCAGAUACUAGCCUUGAGCUACCACGAUCUACCUUACUACUUGAAGCCCUGUUUUCUGUAUCUAGGCAACUUUCCUGAGGAUUAUGAAAUACACAAAAGAAAAUUGAUCCGAUUAUGGAUAGGAGAAGGAUUUAUUCCCAUGAGUACGGGAUCAAGAGGAGAGAUGGAACAAACAUGGGAAGAUGUAGCUGAAGGAUACAUGGAAGAGCUGAUCCAUAGGUGCAUGGUUCACGUGGAGCAAAGGGACCAUACAGGAAGAGGUGUGAAAACAUGUCGCAUGCAUGAUCUUAUGCGAGACUUGUGUAUAAACAAGUCCAGGGAGGAAAGCUUUGCUCAGAUUAUGGAAAAGACCGAUGGUUCUGCAGCUUCAUUUAAGCCCUCGGGAGAUAGUCGUUCUCGAAGACUUGUCAUCCAUCCUGGUGUUGAUCUUCAAUAUCGCAAAACACAUUGGGCAUGCAACACCUUUUUCAGAAAGCUUGUUAAUCCAUGUUCUUCUUCUUUGGUGGAGUCUAAUUGGGUGGAACAGGGGGAGACUUCUGGCUAUCAUCCUCCAUAGGUAAUCUGCGCAAUUUGCACACUCUACAUAUUAAGGGGAGAGUCAGAGGAUCAGUAGGCAUGAUAUCAAAAUUGAUACGUUUGAGACAUCUGUCGUUACGAUUUGUUUUGAGUGUUCAAAAUGGUUUUCGGAUAGAUAAACUAAAAGACAUUGAGACUCUAAAGUAUAUACCAGCUUAUGUGUUGAUUAGAUCAUAUGAUGCACUACACAAGUUGACUAAUCUUCGAAGCAUAUCGAUAUCCUUUGAUCGUGAUCAUUAUAAUUAUAAUGACGAUGAUGUGAGAAGGGUGUUGGGGUCCCAAAUCGUUCAAUCAGGCCGCCUAACAUCCUUGCGAAUCGAAAUAUCAUACGGCACCGAAGCUAAAUUUCCAAGUCUGGAAUCACUUUCCUCAUGUCAUAGUCUCUCUAAAUUAUUUUUGGAUGGGGAGAUGACAUUCCAACAACAACAAGGAUUAAUACAUCUUCCACAAAGCCUUACCAAAUUGACUCUCUGGUGGUCUAAGAUGGAGCAGGACCCAAUGCCAGUGUUGGAGAAUAAGCUACCAAAUUUAAGGUUUCUCUGGCUUGGUUGGAUGGCAUAUUUUGGUUCUAAAUGGUUUGCUCUGCCCAUGGAUUUCCAAACUUAGACACUCUUCAACUCUCUUCAUUAACCUAUUUAAGAGAGUGGAUAGUAGAGAAAGGUGCGAUGCCGAGUCUCAAGAAAUUAACCAUUGAUCGUCUUCAGAGCUUAAUGAUGAUUCCAGAAGGCUUGGAAUUUGUGACUUCCCUCAAAGAAUUGGAAAUUGAAGACAUGACGAAUUCCUUCUGCGAGAAGCUUCAAGUGAAAAACGGAAUUGAAGGGGAGGAUUACUUCAAAGUCCGACACAUACCCUCCAUCUCUUUUAAGUAUAUUAACUAUAUUUAAGAGGAUAUUAAAGAUUAAUUUAUGUACUGAAUGGGAGGAUCACCACAAAGCCAAACACAUACCCAUCUAUCUCAUCCAUUUUUAUUUUAUUUUUAUUAGGUAGAACGUUUUAUUUGGUUUUUUUGUUUUUUAUUGUUAUUAUAUAAGAUUGUACAUAUAUUAGAAAUUAUUUUUAUAUAUUUUUUUCAAUAGAUCA
This is a messenger RNA of Ziziphus jujuba (common jujube), 1802 nucleotides long. Its product is annotated as probable disease resistance RPP8-like protein 2. Gene Ontology annotation, biological process: defense response to other organism. Bases 85 to 702 code for a protein of 205 amino acids. Lineage: Eukaryota; Viridiplantae; Streptophyta; Magnoliopsida; Rosales; Rhamnaceae. The transcript has 2 exons. The record is from RefSeq and is a predicted model, not a curated record.